Molecule: messenger RNA, 360 nt
Organism: Durusdinium trenchii
Lineage: Eukaryota; Dinophyceae; Suessiales; Symbiodiniaceae
Source: the annotation of a GenBank genome assembly
AUGGCAUCGACUUCCUCCGCUACUACAGAGGAGGGUGGACUGCACAGCGAGUUCCGUGUACCGGUCACAAGGGCCAUCCCAGUGCCUCGUUUCGCCACGGUCACGAUGCAUCAGCUGGGGAAGUGCAUCCCGUGCCGCUUUUUCGCCUUCAAGGACGAUGGGUGUCACAAAGGCUCCAAGUGCGAGUUCUGCCACCUCUGUGGUCCAACUGAAGCUCUGCGUCGCUCCAAGAAGGUGCACACAGCACGUAAGAAGCAAGAAGAGGCCGUGUUGCGCCGCGAAGCUCACACCGGUGCCGACCGCUCGCAGACCGGUGCUGUCGUCCGGACGAGACCAGUCACCUUCAGCUUCUGGCUGUGA